Brassicogethes aeneus is the source of this 3315-nucleotide messenger RNA. The record is from the annotation of a GenBank genome assembly. Lineage: Eukaryota; Metazoa; Arthropoda; Insecta; Coleoptera; Nitidulidae.
AUGGAAAUAUUUGAUGUUGCACUUGAAUUGCAAGUUGAAUACAUUGUUUUCGCUGUUCUAGUAUUUUUGUUUAUAUUAUUUCUCGUGGUUUUGUGGAUUAUAUCAAAAGGAAAGAAAAAACAUAUUUUAGAUAAAAAUAUAAUUUUCCUGGCAGAUAUACCCCGCUAUUGCAAAUUUGCUUACCUAAUGGCUGUUUAUACUGAAAAGGGAUUUAAAAAAGGAACGACAUCAAAUAUAACAAUCAAGAUUUAUGGAGAUAAAUCCGAAACAAAAGAGCAUUGUAUUAAUUAUCCUGACCCUGAGAGACACUUCCUUCAAAGCGGUAACGAGGAUUGGUUCCUUAUUGGCUCCGAAAAUUAUUUAGGCAAAUUAAUCAAAAUGGAACUUUGGUUUGAUAGCAUUGGUAUGCAACCAACCUGGACAUGCAGUCACAUAGUAGUCUAUGAUUUACAGUCUACAGACUAUUGGUUGUUCAUAGUAAAGAAAAAAUUUUCACUUACAUCUCUUGAAGAAAUGAUAGUAACAGUUAAACCUCAACUCGAAGAACCCAAACGGAAAACUAGGAAGGAAAGAUUUAAAAUGUUCUGGACGGCUUACACCAAGGAUCAUUUUUGGCUUGUCAAAGUAGAAAAGAUUGACGCAUAUACAGAUAUCUUUCGCCUGACCACCAUAUAUUCAAUAAUACUUUCGAUCUUAAUGAUUUCAUUGGUACUUUAUGGAUUACCAACAUUUCAGAUUAGCGACUCUAUUGAAGUUUAUGGAGAAUAUCGCCUAAACGAAUGGCUAUUUUUGUAUGGGUUGAUAAGCUCCGUUGUAACGCUGUGUUUUCACUUCCCGCUGGUCUUAGUAUACGGGAAAUGCCAUGCUAAUUUUAAGGAAUCAAAAAAAACAAAGAAUAACAACUUUGGUAUUGGAUUUUGUUGGUUUAUUUUAAUUACAAACAUAAUAUUUUGCAAUACUGCUUUAUUAGUAUUUGGAUUUUAUGUGCCUGAAAUUACAAGUUUCCUUUGGCUUACCACGGCAUUUUUUGGAAUUGUAUUAUACGCCAUAAUUUUUGAACAUAUCACCAAAUUUGUUUACAGAAAACUGUUUCAACCUACUUUAAACGCUUUGAGAGUGCAAGAAAAAUUCCAAAUAAUAUUCGAGUUUAUCGAAGAACAGAGAUUGUUGCUUUAUAACCAUUUUGGACAACAUGGACUAAGGCCCUAUUUGGAACACCUUUACAAGCCGUUGAAUGACAUCGAGUUAAUUAAAAGAAAAGAGUUUUCUUAUAAAAGAUUGCUCGCUAUCGAAGCCCUUCAAGAUCUUAUAAUGUUCCUUAUUUACAUCGUCAUAUUGUACUUGGUAAUUUUGGUGCAUAAGGACGAUCUAACAGUCUACACCAACAAACAGGUCGAAUCUAUGUUAAAAGGAGACUAUAAGGGCGAAGAUACAACGGAAAAUAGUCACACACUAAAAAAAUAUAUAAAAUUUGUAAAUAAGACGCUGCUUAAAGCCAUACAGGACCCGACUUGGUACGAAGGCUACACUUCCAUCAGAAACGGAUUAAUGCAAGACAAGAAAAACUCAUUUCUGGGCGUUGCGCGAUUCAGGCAACAUCGCGUGGUGGAAAACGGUUGCAAGGUUUACCCUGCGAUGAGGUUUUUGAAUUUGAGCUGCGAUGCUGAAUACCACAUAGCACCACAAACUAGCGAUUCGGGCGAUUCGUGGAAGAAAAAACUGAACUUGUUUCAUCGCCUAAGAGACAUCUGGAAGUAUUCGAAAGAUGAAGAGAGCAAAAGUGAUGCGACUAGUGGUAAACUUAAUAGUUACCCUAAAGGAGGUUACGUUGCCCCACUCGGAAGAACACUGUCCAAUUCAUUGGUAAACUGGGAACAUAUAUACAGAUACAAAUGGAUAGACCAUUUAACAAGAUUGUUAAUAUUUGAAUUUUUAUCAUAUAAUGUCAAUACAAAUUUAUUUACCAAAGUUAAUAUUGAAGCCGAGUUUAGUAGUACUGGAUGGGCACUGCUUCAUGUGAAAUCUGUAACAUCAAAACUAUUGUUUCUACCAAGUGAUAAAACUGGAUUUGUCCAAGUAGUGAUCGUCGGAUUCCUGACAAUGUUGGGAAUCUUCGUCUUGAGGAUUUUCGUUAGACUCGUGAUGAACAGGAAAUACCUUUUAAGUGACUUCGAUUUAUGGUUGCUGGUCGACGUUAUCAUCAUAUUUUUGUCGAUAGCUAUUGUUAUUAUGAUAAAGAUCAGAGAUAAUAAAGUAAAAAGUUUCCUUGAUGAACUUGAAAGAACAAAGAACAACGAAUUUAUCACAUACGAAUAUUUAUUUCAAACUGACGAUAUUGUGACUAUGUUGGCCGCGUUUUUAGUAUGCGUUUCCACAAUACGGCUGUGGAAAUUGUUAAGAUUCCUGGUAGUUUUUAGAAUUAUGGAACGUGCAAUGGUCCAUUCAAUUAGUCCAAUUUUUUCCUUAUUUAUAUAUCAUUUAGUAUUCGUAACAGCUUUCAGCUUGACUGGUCAUAUGUUUUUCGGCGAUUCAGCAGAGGAUUUCAAGGACAUGACAAGUACCAUGGUAGCUUUGAUAAUGUACUCGAUUGGUAAAAAAUAUAAAACCUCAAAAAAAAGCAUUUUUUUAACGUGGUAUCACAAUGUUUACUACGCGAUUUAUAUGAUUGGCAGCGUAGUGGUUUCCAGUCUGUAUAUAUCUAUAAUUACUAUCUGUUUUAAUCAAGCAAAGACCGAGUUUUCUAAUAUUGAUGUGUAUACUUUAAAACAUUAUGUCUACGAAUUUGCAACAUACGUAUACAAUUUACUUUGUAUCAAAAUUAAAAAUAAACGUUUGAGAGGAGGCGCUGAAGAAGAGGUUCAAUUUAUCAGAUCCGUAUAUCCGAAAUCUGACGAUUGUAGAUAUGCCGAUUGCCUGACAAUAAACAAACACAGAAUGAAACAGAUGGAGUUAGCUGCAAGGUGCAUCCUGCGCAACAUUAGAGACAACGAAGCACCCCUUUCAGGAAAAGAGAUAGACCUGAUAAAUAACACUAUAUACACGAUGUACUCGAAGGCGCCAAACGAUGAAAAAGAAAUUUUCUUUCAGGAUACAUCAGAUAAUAAACGCUUUAAAUUAGUAGACGAUUUUAAAAUCCAGAAAAUGGAAAUAGUUUGCUCGAAGAUGUUGGAUAGCGAUGAGCAAUGGAAGCUCAAGUAUGAAAAGAGGCAGAAGGAACUCUACGAGAAAAUUAUCAUGCACCACGAAAGGCAACUAAACUGGUUGGUGGAAUAUUUGAACAAAGUAUUUACUUAUGUGGAUAAAAUUCAAUUAUAA